CUGCAAACUCAAAGGUAGCUAUAUGUGGCAGGCGUGGUACUCCCUCGUCGGUGCCGCCGCCCUACGCACCGGGUUCGUGGCCACCUGCCGCUGCCGCCCGCCCUCGCCGCCGCGUUGGGUGCCGCUGCCGCACCGAGCCGCCGGAGUCGACUGCACGACCGGCCCGUCCCUCGGACUCCCCUCGGGCAUCACUCAGCCCGGAUACCCCCCACAGCUGCUGUCCACCCGCCCGCCAGCGUCCAUCGCGCUUACGCAACGUCGACGGUCGGCUGACAGCACCCCCUCCAGCCCCUCUCGCACCCAUCGAUACGCGCACAUGCGCGGCAACUCUAUCGACGCGGUGCGCAGCAGCCUCUGUGAGACUGCCCUCGCGGCCUCUGUUGCGGGUGGGUGUAUUUCGCAUACAGUGCGUGGCGUCUAUAUCUCGGCAUCGCUCCUCCCUUGGCCGCCUGCAGUCUAUAAACCCACCCAAGCCGCGGUGGGUCCAUUGAAGGGCACGGCGCGCUGGCGCUGACAGCUUAUCCGAGCAGUACGCGUCCCGCGCACGUCUACAGUACCUGUGCCCUCAUCCGCUACAGUAUCUGUAUCCUCAUCGCCCACCGGUGACCUGCUACCCCGCGCCCAAGUCCUGUCCCCCAUCUAUCCGCUUCUGCUUUGUUCAAACCGCAAGCCACACAUACAUCUCGCCCCGGAAACACCAGCUGGGCAGCGGUGUUGCCUUUCCCGACUCCAUCAUUGCCUUCCUCGACUUCAUCAACGCCGUACCGUUCAUUGACUGCUGACGGAGGCUAGCCGUACCGACACCUAUGACCACCUGAAAGGUACCGACCGCGUCUUUGGGCGUCCUCAGCCUUCCAUCUCCGUUUAGCUGCUGUGUCCUUUCAGAUUCCUUACUUGGUCUGUCCCGUUCAUAAGCCUACUAUGCAUUCGCUCAGUGUUUACUUACGGCUACUUCCCGGCCGCUCUAUUGUGUUUCCUCAUACGGGGUCGUUGC
This is a messenger RNA of Schizophyllum commune H4-8, 994 nucleotides long. RefSeq lists its product as uncharacterized. The record is from RefSeq and is a predicted model, not a curated record. Lineage: Eukaryota; Fungi; Basidiomycota; Agaricomycetes; Agaricales; Schizophyllaceae. The transcript has a single exon. Bases 23 to 514 code for a protein of 163 amino acids.